AUGGCAACGAAGCAAGAUCAUCCGGACUCUAACCUCUUCCCACACGCAACAGGCCCUGCAAAAGCCAUCGUGGACAACCAUCAAGCGGAACAACCACUGAAGCUUUACUCGGGAUGGUUCUGUCCGUUUGUACAGCGAGCGUGGACUGUGUUGGAGGAGAAGAAGAUUCCGUAUCAGUACAUCGAAGUGAACCCCUACCACAAGCCAGAUAGCCUGCUCAAGCUAAACCCGCGAGGCCUAGUGCCGACCUUACAGUACGACAACAAGCCGCUGUAUGAGAGUACCGUCAUCUGUGAGUUCCUGGAAGACGCUUACCCGGACCAUGGACCACAUUUGCUUCCCGAGGACCCCCGGAUUAUCCCCGCCUUUCAUCGGUUCCUUCAGUAUCAGCCGAUGGAGGACAAGGAGGGUUUGAAGGAGGUCAGAGAAGACUUUCUAGGGAAGUUGAAAGAGCUCGCCGCGGAGAUGGAUCCUAAUGGUCCUUUCUUCUUGGGUUCGGAGCCGAGUUUGAUCGACUUCGUAGUGGCCCCGUGGGUGAUGCGCCUUUGGGUAUUUGACCAUUUCAAAGAAGGACUGGGAAUCCCGGAAAGCGACGCAGACGACAAGGUAUGGUCCAGGUUCCGGAAGUGGCAGAAAGCUCUUCAAGAGCGGCCAAGUAUUCACGACACGACUAGCGAGACUGAGCAUUAUCUGCCAAUCUAUCAGCGGUACGCGGAUAAUACUGCGCAAAGCGAGCUAGCGAAGGCGACACGAAAGGGUAGAGGGGUGCCGUGA
Molecule: messenger RNA, 774 nt
Organism: Baudoinia panamericana UAMH 10762
Lineage: Eukaryota; Fungi; Ascomycota; Dothideomycetes; Mycosphaerellales; Teratosphaeriaceae
Exons: 4
Coding region: 1-774 (257 amino acids)
Cellular component (GO): cytoplasm
Molecular function (GO): glutathione transferase activity
Source: RefSeq, a predicted model, not a curated record